Molecule: messenger RNA, 1775 nt
Organism: Trachemys scripta elegans
Lineage: Eukaryota; Metazoa; Chordata; Testudines; Emydidae
Gene: ELMOD2
Product: ELMO domain containing 2
Exons: 9
Coding region: 140-1036 (298 amino acids)
Cellular component (GO): membrane
Molecular function (GO): GTPase activator activity
Source: RefSeq, a predicted model, not a curated record
CCAACCCCCUCCCCUCCUUUCAGCGGACAUGGGGCGUUGUGUGCCCCCCGACACCUGUCCGGAUGAGCGAUAGGGCAACAGCCUCGCUUUCGAUCGGCCUCGCUACCUCUCCCCCGCCCCCUGCGCCUCUUUCUCGAAAAUGUUUGUGUACUUAUGGGGAUACCUGUAUAGUAACUUCUUUCGGUUUUGGCUGAAAUGGAUCUUGAGGCAGCUCACUGGAAAAUGUGAAUUACAGCGUAUCUUUGGUAGCUCAAAGGAAGGUUCACAACGGACGCUAAAGAUAGAGUACUCAUUGGGAUUAUCAAAGAGUAAGGUGUUAAGAAAUGCUGUACAUAUUGGUGAAGCUGAAGUGGAAAAAUGUGUCCUGAGUAUAAUGAAAGAAAAGAAGAUUAAUAUACAGAAGGAUACAGGUUUUAAGACAAGCCUGCAGGUAUGUUUGCUGCAGAUAUCUGGUUAUAAGAAACUUUAUUUGGAGGUGGAAAAUCUGAGGAAAGUUCCAUAUGAUUCAGAUAACGAAGAACAUGAAAAGCAACUAAUCCAGCUUUGGAAUUUGCUGAUGCCUCAUGAAAAUCUGAAGGCUAGAAUCACCAAGCAGUGGUGUGACAUUGGUUUCCAAGGUGAUGAUCCCAAAACAGACUUCAGAGGAAUGGGCAUGCUGGGAUUAGUCAAUCUGGUGUAUUUUAGUAAACAUUACACCAGUGAAGCUCGCCAGAUCCUCUCUCGUUCAAAUCAUACAAAAUUGGGAUAUUCCUAUGCAAUAGUUGGGAUCAAUUUGACAGAAAUGGCUUAUAGUUUACUAAAGAGUGGUGCUUUAAAGUCUCAUCUCUACAACUUGGUCCCUGGAUUGCCACAAAUGGAACACUUCCAUCAGUUUUAUUGUUAUCUGGUUUAUGAGUUUGACAAAUUUUGGUUUGAAGAAGAACCAGAAAGUAUUAUGCACUUCAACCACUAUAGGGAGAAAUUCCAUGAAAAAGUUAAAGGACUUCUUCUGGACUAUAACCUAGUACUAACCUUACAGAAUAUAAAGAAACCAUAGCCGCAUCUGCAAUCUACCCAGUUCUGCUCUUAAAAUGGAAUUAUGCAUUCUCAUGGAAUUCUCACACUUCACCAAAAAAUUUGUUUAAUGAUGUAACUUUUUAUACAUAUAUUUUUGAAAAAGCUCAAAUUCAGUUAUGAAAGCUUGGACAAUCAGCCACUGUUUACAGGUCUUAUAUGCUAUUCUCCAAAGGAAAACUUAAAAAAAAAAAAUCCCAUAUUGAAUCUUUUGCCCUCACAACUUUCUUACACCUCUUGGUGCAGGAACAUGAAGUAGGUAUUUAUGCUGCAUUAUGUUAUCUUCAUUAUGUAACCUAUUACUAGGUUCCUUUUCUACCAUUAACUGUUGAUUAGUUAUCUUUAAGAGGGGAAAUUGCUUUGGUUUUAGAUUUGUUUCUCAAGCCCUGUCCCCUUGUUGUUUAUCUGCACAUAGCUUGUGGUCCAUAAAAGUUUUAAACUUCUCUGUGUAAAGAGGUCCAUGAAGAUGAUGUAACAAUUAUUUGUGACUUGGAAGAAGAGGCUUCAUUUAUUUGUAUUUACACAUAAGAACAGACAUUGUUCUGGUUGAAAUGAUCCUCCCUCCAGGAAAUAAUUACCCACACCCCUGUGCCUGGAAGGAACUUCCCUCAAAAAUAAUUACAAAAUAGGGUAAGGCUAAAGUCCCUUUUAACAAGGAGAUCUUUCAUGUCACAUGCUGCCAUAAAUAUUUUCCAGCUCUCAAUCCAUCUUUUAGUUUGGGC